Molecule: messenger RNA, 2211 nt
Organism: Eubalaena glacialis (North Atlantic right whale)
Lineage: Eukaryota; Metazoa; Chordata; Mammalia; Artiodactyla; Balaenidae
Gene: SLC49A3
Product: solute carrier family 49 member 3
Biological process (GO): transmembrane transport
Cellular component (GO): membrane
Molecular function (GO): transmembrane transporter activity
Source: RefSeq, a predicted model, not a curated record
AUGUCCACUUACGCCAGCCCCACACAGGGGGCUACACAGGUGACCUCAGCGGGAGUAAUACUAGCGGAGUCAUGGAGAGAUGCCCAAGGAAGUGCGGGCCUCCUGCGGGGCGGUGACUUCCCGGCGCCCUGUCCUGCCCCCGCCGCGUGGGCGCCUCCACCGCAGGGACCACACACAGGCCGCGCCUGCGAGGGGACCUUGUUCUUGUUUCUGCGGCUUUCUGUCCCGGCCGACGGGGGAAGAUCCAGCUUCUUAAUUCGUCCCUUUUCCGCCGGGCGGGGACUGACCGACCCCACCUCCGAGGGCGGUCCCAGUCCACGCGCGGCUCCAAAAGCCGGGACCCGGGGCGCGGCGGCGAUGGCGGGGCCGGCGGUGGCCUGGCCUGGGGCCGCCGCGACUCCCGCCCGGAGCGUGCUGGGCACCUACGCGCCCCGCUGGGUCUUCCUGCCGGUGCCCAGCCGGCUCAGCUGCUCCAACGCCACGGAACGGGGCUCGGGGCUCGGGGCUCGGGGGGCUGGGGCGGGGGCGCGAGCCGAGGCCGGGACCCCGCUGAGCCCCGACUGUCGCGCCCCUCGCACCCGCCAGUGUCCCGGUGCUCGCCGGGCGCCCGCCUCUCCGGAGAAUCGGACACCCUGGCCCGGGCCACCCUCGUGUGCCCUGGCUCUGCAGACCAUCCUAUGUGCGUGGCUGAACUUUGUGGGUAGCGUGAUCCGCUCCCAGCCCUGCAUGAUCACCAGCAGCCAGGACCCAUUUGCUUUCCUCAUGGGUGGGCAAAGCCUCUGUGCCCUCGCCCAGACCCUGGUCAUCUCUCCAGCCAAGCUGCCCGCCUUGUGGUUUCCCGAGCGCCAGAGGGCCACAGCCAACACGAUUGGCACCGUGUCAAACCCCCUGGGCAUCCUGGUGGCCAACCUGCUGUCUCCCACCCUGGUGAAGAAGGAGGAGGACAUCCCCUUGAUGCUGGGCAUCUACAUCAUCCCUGCUGGCGCUGAGUGCGUCUGGGAGAGCACGCCCCCCGCCCCGCCCUCCGCGGGGGCUGUCCACUCCACCUCGCAGAAGUUCCUAGCCGGGCUGGAGCUGCUCGCAAGGAACGAGCCCUACAUCAUCCUGGCCGUGUGCUUUGGGGGCAGCAUUGGCAUCUUCUCCAGCUUCUCGUCCCUCCUGGAGCAGAUCCUCUGCGUGAACGGCUACUCCAGCAUGGGUGCCGGCCUCUGCGGGGCUCUCUUCAUUGCGUUUGGGGUCUUGGGGGCGCUGGCUCUUGGCCUGUACGUGGACCGGACCAAGCAUUUCGCUGGAGCUGUCAAGAUCGGCCUCUGCCUGACAUCUCUGGUCUGCGUGGCCUUUGCCCUGGUUUCCCAGCUGGGGGGACAGACCAUCGCGCUGGCCGCCAUCUGCUCGCUGCUUGGGCUCUGCUUCUCAGCGGCGCCUGUCGCCAUGGAGCUGGCUGUCGAGUGGUCCUUCCCUGUGGGCAAGGCUGCGGGCGCGGGCCUGGUCCUCGUGCUGGGGCAGGCCGAGGGUGUGCUCACCAUGGCGCUGCUGACCUCCCUGACCGUGCGCCGCGUGGAGCCGUCCUUCUCCACCUGCCGGGACGGCCAGGACCCGCUAGACUGGAAGGUGUCCACGCUGCUGAUGGCCGACCUGUGCGUCCUCUUCAGCUGCCUUGUGGUACUCUUCCUCCACACCCCAUACCGGCGCCUGCAGGCCGAGGCCGAUGCCAGCCCCUCCAUCCAGGAGGACGUGCACUCGGCAACCUCGGCAGCCACCCCCCGAGGCCCCGCCGCGGCCCCCCGUCCCCAGCAGCCCCUCCUGGGGCCGGUGCUCCUGGCUCUGCCUCCCUCCCCCUGGGAGUCCUCCGAGACGUCAUGGGGCCCCUGCAGAGGACCAGAGGCCAGGGAGCAGUUGCGGCCAGGCCAGACCCAGGAUGGCUGGGGCAGGGGCGGCGUGUGGGGAGGCUGGCCUGGCCUGGGGGCACGGGCUGAGGGGGCGCUGAGUGGGCUGGGGAUUCUGAGAGCCCCAGCGUGGCCGAGUCUGGAGUGGACAGGUGUGGGGAAGGCCUUCCUUGAAGGAGCCUAUCCCAGAGCCAUGCUCAACCUCUGCGGACCCCUGAACGAGCAGCCCCCCAGCCUGGCGCUAGCACAGGUGGGGAGAGCAGGUGGGGCCAGGCUGGGCCGGAAGCAGAGGGUGGGCCCCAGGCAGACGCUCCCACCCCCUUAA